CGCAGCCGGGCAGGCCUCUAGCUCCCUCCCGCCAUGUCAGAGAGUGCCGACGGCCCCACGGGGGGUCGCAGCUCCCCGGACUCCCCGAGCCAGAACGCCGCAGAGCCGCGGGUCAUCAAAGUGACUGUAAAGACUCCCAAAGAGAAGGAGGAAUUCGCUGUGUCUGAAACCAGCAGCAUCCGGCAGUUCAAGGAAGAAAUCUCUAAACGUUUCAAGUCUCACAUUGAUCAGCUUGUGUUGAUAUUUGCUGGAAAAAUUUUGAAAGAUCAAGAUACUUUGACUCAGCAUGGAAUUCAUGAUGGACUCACUGUUCACCUGGUUAUCAAAACACAAAACAGAUCACAAGACCGCCCAGCUCAACAAGCAAACUCUGCUGGGAGUACUGCUACCACAUCAACAUCAAGUACUAGUACCUCAACACCAACUUCAACAAAUAGUAACCCUUUUGGCUUGGGUGGCCUUGGAGGUUUGGCAGGUCUGAGUAGCCUGGGUUUAAACACAUCAAACUUUUCAGAGUUGCAAAGUCAGAUGCAACGGCAACUUAUGUCCAACCCAGAAAUGAUGGUUCAAAUAAUGGAAAAUCCAUUUGUUCAGAGCAUGCUUUCAAAUCCUGACCUGAUGAGGCAGUUAAUUAUGGCUAACCCUCAAAUGCAGCAACUGAUACAGAGAAAUCCGGAAAUCAGUCACAUGCUGAAUAAUCCAGAUAUAAUGAGACAGACACUAGAACUUGCUAGAAACCCUGCAAUGAUGCAGGAAAUGAUGCGAAACCAAGACCGAGCCUUGAGCAACCUUGAAAGUAUACCAGGUGGAUACAAUGCUUUGAGACGUAUGUACACAGAUAUUCAGGAGCCAAUGUUGAAUGCAGCACAGGAACAGUUUGGAGGUAACCCAUUUGCUUCUUUAGUAAGCAAUGCACCAGCAGGAGGUGACAGUCAGCCAUCUCGUACAGAAAACAGAGAUCCUCUACCAAAUCCUUGGGCUCCUCAGUCCAGCUCUCAGAAUUCUACAAGCACCAGCACCACUGGUGAGAGUGGUGGCAGUAACAGUGCUGGAAAUAGCACCUCUGGCAGUACGGGACGGAGCUCAACUGUACCAAGUCUGGGACAAGGAGCUGUUAUGUUCAACACACCAGGAAUGCAGAGCUUAUUACAGCAGAUAACUGAAAACCCACAACUUAUGCAGAAUAUGUUGUCUGCACCCUAUAUGAGAAGCAUGAUGCAGUCAUUGAGCCAGAAUCCUGAUCUUGCAGUGCAGAUAAUGUUGAAUAAUCCUUUGUUUGCUGGAAAUCCUCACCUUCAGGAACAAAUGAGACAACAACUUCCAACUUUCCUUCAGCAAAUGCAGAAUCCUGACACAUUAUCAGCUAUGUCAAACCCAAGAGCAAUGCAGGCUCUGCUACAGAUUCAGCAGGGCUUGCAGACACUUGCAACAGAAGCACCAGGGCUUAUACCAGGAUUUAAUCCUGGUUUAGGUGGAUUGGGAAGCACUGGAGCGCCUACAGGGUCCACUGUACCUAGUUCUGUUCCCAGUGAAAACACAAAUCCAGCAUCAGGAACUGCUGAACCUGGUCACCAGCAAUUUGUCCAGCAAAUGUUGCAGGCACUUGCUGGUGCAAAUGCUCAGCAGUUACAAAAUCCAGAAGUUCGAUUCCAGCAACAACUGGAGCAGCUGAGUGCAAUGGGCUUUCUGAACCGCGAAGCAAACUUACAGGCGCUAAUAGCAACAGGAGGAGAUAUCAAUGCAGCCAUUGAAAGGCUGCUUGGCUCCCAGCCAUCAUAGCAAUGUUUCUUUAACUUGAAGAAAUGUAAUUUAUUUUUGAUAACAGCUCUUAAAUCUUUAAAAUAUUUGCUUUAUUUCAUCCUGACUCUUGGGAUUGUCUUGUACUAAAAUCAGUCUGAUACAUAUUAAGAUGGAGUGCAGUAGUUUUCUUCAAACAGUGGGAAUCAAUACAUUUUCACUUUUGCAUGCAUUAUAGUUUCAUUCUGCAUUAUUUGUGAUUUUUUUUUAAACAGUAUCAGCUUUCAUAGUUAGGUGAACAAGUUUUGUCUGACCUACAACUGUCCAAUUUAUUUACUACUUAAACAUUAGCCUUCAGUAGUGAUUUAUGUAGAAUACAAAUUAAAAAAAGAAAGAAAAUAAUUGAAGCUACAGUUUGUGGGUACUGAUACUGCUUAUUGUGAUCUUGGCAUGUAUUUUUUUGCUAGCAAAAUGCUGAAAGAUUUGUACCACUUGAAUAAUCUACCAUCUUUUUUGCUUUAAUUUGUAUAAACACAAUAUAUACAGCAGAAACAGCUGAUUUCUAGAGAUUUAUGCAUUGCCAUAGAAUGAGAUUAUAAGUAAUGCAUAAAUCCAGGGGGAUAUUUUAACACUUCUUUUUGGUGUAGAAUCUUCAGGUAACCAUCUCAGCAAAAAUGCUUAAGCAAGUUCAGUUACAAUAUACUAGAAUUACUGUUCUGGUUAUUUCUUUACAUCUGACUGUACAGAAACUUGCAUUGUAACAUUGUCUUGAUAUUCACAAACAUUAACUGUGAAUUACCUUUAUCAUUGUGUGAAUUAGAAGGGCACUGCCUUGUGCUCUGGAAUGCUUCUAAGGCUUGUUCCAUUGAGAUUUUAGCACAUACUGGUUUGUAAUUGGAAACACUACUUUCAUUCACAGUCACGAGAUGCUCUAAUCACUUUUAACCACCAUGUGAAAAGAAAAUGUUUAUCUUUUGGGGGUUUAUUGGUAGUUACUUCUCUUGUGCCCAGAUAAUAAAGGAGUUAAAAUGUUUAAGCAUCUU
Messenger RNA from Pezoporus flaviventris, 2780 nucleotides. It is a transcript of the gene UBQLN1, whose product is annotated as ubiquilin 1. Lineage: Eukaryota; Metazoa; Chordata; Aves; Psittaciformes; Psittacidae. The transcript is spliced from 11 exons. Gene Ontology annotation, biological process: ubiquitin-dependent protein catabolic process. The coding region runs from base 34 to 1779 and encodes 581 amino acids. The record is from RefSeq and is a predicted model, not a curated record. Gene Ontology annotation, cellular component: cytosol. Gene Ontology annotation, molecular function: polyubiquitin modification-dependent protein binding.